Procambarus clarkii (red swamp crayfish) is the source of this 1517-nucleotide messenger RNA. RefSeq lists its product as uncharacterized. Gene Ontology annotation, molecular function: chitin binding. Gene Ontology annotation, cellular component: extracellular region. NCBI's taxonomy places the organism in Eukaryota, Metazoa, Arthropoda, Malacostraca, Decapoda, Cambaridae. The record is from RefSeq and is a predicted model, not a curated record.
AUGGUUGCAGUGAUGAAGAUAGCAUAUGCAAUGGAGAUAGCAUGUAGUGAAGAUACAAUAGAUAUAACUACUUUGAUAUUUAGUAACCAUAUUGUUGCAGCUACAGUGGCCAGCUCCAGCCGGCUCACAGGCGGUGCUUUGUCCACCAACUAUGGUGCGCCUGCUGACAAUGGCGGUUACUCAUACGACAGAGAUCUGCUGGGAUCUGCCUCCUCCGUCGAUACCGCUCUGGAAGAAGACCCCGUAGCCGCCCUGGCCGCCAAUAUUCCCGGGGGCGGCGUCCCUGGUCAACACUACCCGAUCCUGGCCGCUGUGCCACAAACCGGUUUCUCCUGCCAGGCUCAGGAGUUCCCGGGUUACUUCGCCGACACCGCUGACGAGGCCCGCUGCCAGGUCUUCCACAUCUGCCAGUUCGACGGCCGCCUCGACUCCUUCCUGUGUCCCAACGGCACCGUCUUCAACCAGCAGUACUUCGUGUGUGACUGGUGGUUCAACGUCGACUGCGCCGCCUCCGAGCAGUUCUUCGCUCUCAACUCCGAGAUCGGCAAGAUCCCUGAAGACAACGUGGCCGCCGCCUCCGAUCUAUCCCUGUCUGAGACCUACGGCGUCCCUGAGGCCCAGGCCUCGGAUCAGGUCCCUAGCGAGCUAUACAGCACGCCAAACAAGCUCUAAGAACACCCUCGUCAUAACAUUCCGUCAGACUUCAAUAUGUCAUAUUUUAACCAUGAAUGAUUGCCACAUCCAGGUGACCUUGUAUUUAAAUUCGUAUUUAUGUUGCAAUACAAUAUAUUACAAAUUAUUUAUAUUAUUUUAUAUAUAGCAUAGGUCAUAAUGUUUUUCCUGACAGUACAUGUAAAUAUUGGAGCCUUGCAGACAUAACACUGAUGAAGUAAAUAUUGCUUUUCAUCAUACUCAUAUGAAUUUGGUUUGAAUGGCUGAGGUUCUAUAGAAAUCACGGGAAGUUUCAUUGUCGAGGCUCGGAGAGGAGUGGGGUCUAAGACCUGAGAAAAGUAUGUUCCAUAUCCCCAACCACUUGGGCUGGACGCUAGAGCGACAGUCUCACUUCAUUGAGGUCGGCGUUCAAUCCCCGACCUUCCAAGUGGUUGAGCACUGUUCCUUCCCUCCGUCCCAUCCCAAAUUCUUAUCCUGACCCCUUCCAAGUGCUAUACAGUCAUAAUGGCUUGGCGCUUUCCCUGAUAAUUCCCUCACUCCCUCCGUCAUCACUACUCUAUAAACGAACCUAAACCAACCUAAUCUAUCCUAACAUACCGAAAAUAAGAGAUAACAUGUGCUCUAUUAAUAGUGGGCAACGAUCGUAUGGACGUCAGUAUGAUGUCAUUAGGCAUAAUCUUAGUGCCUAAAGAUCGUGGUUGCUACAUAGUCUUCCCGGUUUGGUGCCUUUUUUUGAUAAUUACUUACUUACUCCAUAGGCACAUUAAGUAUUAGUAGUAGGUUUUUAAAAGUUUUGAACUUCGGCAAAGCCGAUUAAUAGUUUGCUUUCCCCCUUAAAACCAAUU